GGCUUGAGCCCAAGGGCCGAGAGGCCAUAAGAAGCAGAAGGUGAAGGACAAGGGACACAAGAAGCCGAGCUGUUUCAGCCUCAAAAGGCAAAUGUCAUUGUGGCUGACUGGUAUGGAACACAUGGUGAUGAUCCAUACACUCUACAGUACAGAGAGUGUGGAAAAGAGGGAAAAUACAUUCAUUUCACUCCUAAUUUCCUACUAAAUGAGAAUUUAACAGCUGGCUAUGGACCACGAGGCAGGGUGUUUGUCCAUGAAUGGGCCCAUCUCCGUUGGGGUGUGUUUGGUGAAUAUAACAAUGAGAAACAUUUCUACAUAAAUGGGCAAAAUCAGAUUAAAGAAACAAGGUGUUCGUCUGACAUCACAGGCAUUUUUGUGUGUGAAAAAGGCCCUUGCCCCCAAGAAAACUGUAUUAUCAGUAAGCUUUUCAAAGAAGGUUGCAUGUUUAUAUACAAUAGCACCCAAAAUGCAACUGCAUCAAUAACGUUCACGCAAAGUUUAUCUUCUGUAGUUGAAUUCUGCAAUGCAAGUACUCACAACCAAGAAGCUCCAAACCUACAGAACCAAAUGCGUAGCCUCAGAAGUACAUGGGAUGUAAUAACGGACUCUGCUGACUUUAAUAACUGUGCUCCCAUGAAUGGGACUGAGCUUCCCCCUCCUCCCACAUUCUCCCUUGUACAGUCUGGCAACAAAGUGGUCUGCUUAGUGCUGGAUGUUUCCAGAAAGAUGGCUGAGGCUGACAGACUCUUUUGACUGCAACAAGCUGCAGAAUUCUAUUUAAUGCAGAUUGUUGAAAUUCAUACCUUUGUGGGCAUUGCCAGUUUUGAUAGUAAAGGAGAGAUCAGAGCCCAGCUACACCAAAUUAACAGCGAUGAUGACCAAAAGCUGCUGGUUUCAUUUCUGCCUACCACUGUGUCAGAUGAAGCAGAAACCAGUGUCUGUUCAGGGCUUAAGAAGGGAUUUGAGGUGGUUGAAAAACUGAAUGGAAAAGCUUAUGGCUCUGUGAUGAUACUAGCGACCAGUGGAGAUGACAGGCAUAUCGACAAUUGCUUACUCACUGUGUUCAGCAGUGGCUCAACCAUUCAUUCCAUCACCCUGGGUUCAUCUGUGGCUGAAAACCUGGAGGAAUUAUCACAUCUUACAGGAGGUUUAAAGUUCUUUGUUCCAGAUAAAUCAAACUCCAAUAGCAUGGUUGAUGCUUUCAGUAGAAGUCCCUCUGGAACCAGAGACAUUUUCCAGCAACGCAUUCAGCUUGAAAGUACUGGUGAAAUUGUUAAACCUUAUCAUCAACUGAAAAACACUGUGACUGUGGAUAGCAGUGUGGGCAAUGACACUAUAUUUCUAGUCACAUGGCAGACCAGUGGUCCCCCUGAGAUUGUUUUAUUUGAUCCUAAUGGAAGAAAAUACAACACAAAUAAUUUUACCAACAAUGUAGCUUUGCACACUGCUCGCCUUUGGAUACCAGGGACUGCUACGCCUAGACACUGGACUUACACACUGAACAAUACCGACCACUCUCUUCAAGCCUUGAAAGUGACCGUGACCUCUCGGGCCUCCAGCUUAGCUGUACCCCCAGCUACUGUGGAAGCCUAUGUGGAAAGAGAUAACACCCAUUUUCCCCAUCCAGUGAUGAUUUAUGCAAAUGUAAGAAAGGGGUUUUAUCCCAUUCUUAAUGCCACUGUAACUGCUACAAUUGAGCCAGAGACUGGAGAUCCUGUUACACUGAAACUUUUUGAUGAUGGAGCAGGUGCUGAUGGUAUAAAAAAUGAUGGAAUUUACUCGAGGUAUUUUUUCUCCUUUGCCGUAAGUGGUAGAUAUAUCUUGAAAGGGCAUGUCCAUUGGUCUCCCAGCAUAAGCUCCCUAGCCCACUCUAUUCCAGGGAGUCAUGCUAUGUAUGUACCAGGUUACAUAGCAAAUGGUAAUACUCAGAUGAAUGCCCCAAGGAAGUCAAUGGGCAGGAGUGAGGAGGAGCAAAAGUGGGGCUUCAGCCGAGUAAGCUCGGGGGGUUCCUUUUCAGUGCUGGGAGUUCCAGCUGGUCCCCACCCUGACAUGUUCCCACUAUGCAAAAUUAUUGACCUGGAGGCUAUAAAAUUGGAAGGUGAGGUGACUCUAUCCUGGACAGCACCUGGAGAAGACUUUGACCAGGGCCAGGCUACAAGCUAUGAAAUAAGAAUGAGUAAAAGUCUGCAGAAUAUUCAAGAUGACUUUAACAACGCUAUUUUAGUGAAUACAUCAAAGCUAAAUCCUCAGGAAGCUGGCACCAAGGAGAUAUUUACAUUCUUACCAAAGCUGGUCACAAAUGAGCCUGAAGAUCAAUCUGAUGGGGAGACACAAGACAGUCGCAGAAUUUACGUGGCAAUACGAGCAAUGGGUAGAAACUCCUUAGAGUCUGCUGUUUCUAACAUUGUCCAGAUCACUCUGUUUAUUUCCCAGAACUCUGCUCCUAUACUUGCCAGAGAUUGUCUUAUAUUGAAAGGAGUUUUAACAGCAAUGGGUUUAAUAGGAAUUAUUUGUCUUACUAUAGUUGCAAUACAUUAUAUUUUAAACAGGAAAAAGAGAACAGCCAAGAAAGAGAGUGGAACAAAAUUACUGAGAACAAACGUGCAGAGCGCCUUUCUUCUUAGAUAUAAGACCCAUGGCCUUUGUAUUUUGCAAAAU
Molecule: messenger RNA, 2658 nt
Organism: Trichechus manatus latirostris (Florida manatee)
Lineage: Eukaryota; Metazoa; Chordata; Mammalia; Sirenia; Trichechidae
Product: calcium-activated chloride channel regulator 2-like
Exons: 1
Cellular component (GO): plasma membrane
Molecular function (GO): intracellularly calcium-gated chloride channel activity
Source: RefSeq, a predicted model, not a curated record